CAACGGACUACCAUUUGAUACUUGUAUUUUUUCUGUGGCACACUCCUUCUCUAGAUGUAGGUCAUUAGGCUUAGCGUAUAUACGGUAGAGUAACGAAUCAAGAUUCUACUUUUUUUUCCUAAGCCAGUCUAAUUUGUAACCAUAUAGAUAGAGACAAAUAUAUAUUGGGAGAGAGAAAAAAAAAAGGGAGAGAUAGAGAGAGAAAUGGAGAGAGACUGCGAAAUGAAGCAAUCAAAAUUCAAGAGGAUUUGUGUUUUCUGUGGGAGUAGCCAAGGCAACAAGACUAGCUAUCAAGAUGCUGCUAUAGAGCUUGGCAAAGAAUUGGUCUCAAGGAACAUUGAUUUGGUCUAUGGAGGGGGCAGUAUAGGUCUAAUGGGAUUGGUUUCACAUGCUGUUCACAAUGGUGGUCGGCAUGUCAUUGGAGUUAUUCCCAAGACGCUCAUGCCCCGAGAGUUAACUGGUGAAACAGUGGGGGAAGUGAAGGCAGUUGCAGAUAUGCAUCAAAGGAAGGCGGAGAUGGCUAGGCACUCGGAUGCUUUUAUUGCCUUACCAGGUGGUUAUGGCACUCUUGAGGAGCUACUUGAGGUUAUAACCUGGGCUCAACUUGGCAUUCAUGACAAACCGGUGGGAUUGCUGAAUGUGGACGGAUAUUACAAUUCGUUACUGUUAUUUAUUGACAAAGCUGUGGAAGAAGGCUUCAUUAGUCCCAGUGCACGCCACAUCAUUAUAUCUGCACCAACUGCAAAGGAGUUGGUCAAGAAAUUAGAGGAUUAUGUCCCUCGGCAUGAAAGAGUUGCUUCAAAGUUGAGCUGGGAGAUCGAGCAGCUUGGCUACCCUAAAAAAUAUGGCAUCUCCAGAUGAAAAAGGAGUUGCUGAGCAGAAGAGCUUAUUAGAUAGAAAUUUGGCAGGUGAUAGAGCUAACUUGAAGAUCUUAGAUUUUUGAUUUGGGGGAAAUCUUUUUUUUGUAAAUUACUGCUGCAAAUCACCUAAAAUAUGUGAAACUUCAAUAUUCCGUUUGCUUGGAAGUUUGAUUUCGCUUGAGCUGUAAGCACCAGAUGCAUAUGAAAUUCUCUAAUAUAUGAUAAUUUAACUGUU
This is a messenger RNA of Ilex paraguariensis (yerba mate), 1095 nucleotides long. Lineage: Eukaryota; Viridiplantae; Streptophyta; Magnoliopsida; Aquifoliales; Aquifoliaceae. The record is from the annotation of a GenBank genome assembly.